AUGGUGAGGCUGCUCCAAGUAGCAGCGCUCGCCGCCGCGGCGCACUCGUUCGUGCCGCUGCAGCGCCUCGCGAGGCCCGUGCACACCAGCAAGCCCUGGGCCCUGUGGGCGAGCGACGGCGACGGCGAAGAGCCGGCGGUCGUCGCGCCGGAGGCCGAGGACUCGGGCCCGGAGCCCGGGGAGGAGGGCUACGAGGCGCCCAAGAUCGCGGUCGCGCCCGCGCCCGCGCCCGCGCCGAAGAAGCCGGCGGAGCCCGAGGCCCCGGACUUCUUCGGCAUGUUCGGCAAGGUCGUCGCCGGCGCGGCCGAGGCCGCGGGCGGCCUGGCGGACGAGCUGCUCAAGGAGGCGCCCGCUCCGGCGCCGGCGCCCCGGCCCGCGCCCAAGCCCGCGCCCAAGCCCGCGCCCAAGCCCGCGCCCAAGCCCGCGCCCAAGCCCGCGGAGCCCGUCGCCGAGAAGGAUCCCGUCAAAGAGGCGGUGCUCGAGGAGGCGCUGGCGCCGAAGGAGGAGCAGGCCCCCGCGCCCGCGCCGAAGCCGGCGCCCGCGCCCGCGCCGGUCGCCGAGGCGCCCGCGCCCGCGCCCGCCGAGAGGCCCGUGACGCCCAAGGGCGAGGGCGCCGCGCCGCGGGGCCGCGCCGAGGACGCGCCGGCGGCCACUGACCAAGGGAAUUACAUAGAAGCCCAAAAGGCCGCUCUGAAAAAACAGCAGGAGGCCAAGGCAGAAGAAGAAGCGAAAGCUGCCAAGGCCGCCGAGGCCGCGGCGGCCAAGGCCGCCAAGGCCGAGGCCCAGGCCCUCAUCGAGCGCGAGCUCGCGGCGGCCGCGCGCGAGAACGAGGCUCAGGAGGCCGCGCGGCAGCGCGCCGCGGCGGCGCGCGCGCAGGAGGCCAAGUUCGCCCAGCAACGG
This is a messenger RNA of Pelagomonas calceolata, 900 nucleotides long. The record is from the annotation of a GenBank genome assembly. Lineage: Eukaryota; Pelagophyceae; Pelagomonadales; Pelagomonadaceae.